GGGAACGGGACCGGGAACAGCGGGAUCGGGAACAGCGGGAACAGCGGGAAUAGCGGCACCGGGAGAGCCGGCAGCACUGCGAACGUCGGCAGCGGGAACAGCGGGAGCGCCGCCAUGGAGUACGUGAGCCCCGAGCAGCUCGCCGGCUUCAGCAAGUACAAGUACAGCGCCGUGGACAGCAACCCCCUGUCCCUGUAUGUCAUGCAUCCCUUCUGGAAUGCCGUGGUGAAGAUCUUCCCUACCUGGCUGGCCCCAAAUUUGAUAACGUUUUCUGGCUUCCUGCUGCUUGUCUUCAACUUCUUCCUCAUGGCAUACUUCGACCCUGACUUUUAUGCUUCUGCUCCUGAUCACCAGCACGUUCCAAACGGUGUGUGGAUCGUGGUGGGGCUCCUCAACUUCAUGGCCUACACGUUAGACGGUGUUGAUGGGAAGCAGGCACGCAGGACCAACUCCAGCACACCCCUGGGAGAGCUCUUUGACCACGGCCUGGACAGCUGGGCCUGCGUGUACUUCGUGGUCACCGUGUACUCCACCUUCGGCCGGGGUUCCACCGGCGUCAGCGUCUUCGUCCUCUACCUCCUGCUCUGGGUGGUCUUGUUUUCCUUCAUCCUCUCCCACUGGGAGAAGUAUAACACAGGGAUUCUCUUCCUGCCCUGGGGAUAUGACGUCAGCCAGGUGACCAUUUCAAUUGUCUACAUAGUGACAGCCUUUGUGGGAGUUGAGGCUUGGUAUGCACCUUUCCUGUUUAAUUUCUUAUAUAGAGACCUAUUCACUGCAAUGAUUAUUGUCUGUGCCCUCACUGUGACCCUGCCCAUGAGCCUCUACAACUUUUACAAGGCCUAUAAAAAUAACACCUUGAAGCACCACUCUGCAUAUGAAAUCCUGCUGCCCCUGGUGUCCCCGGUGUUGCUGUUCCUGCUCUGCACCACCUGGAUCUUCCUGUCCCCCAGUGACAUCCUGGAGGUCCAGCCCAGGCUCUUCUAUUUCAUGGUUGGAACAGCCUUUGCCAACAUCUCUUGCCAGCUGAUCGUGUGCCAGAUGAGCAGCACACGGUGCCAGCCCCUCAACUGGAUGCUGCUCCCCAUCGCUGCCGUGCUGCUGCUGGUGGUGUCCGGGCUGGCCCCUGGCAGUGAAACGUUCCUGCUGUACCUGCUGACAGCCUUCCUCACCCUGGCACACAUCCACUACGGAGUGGUCGUGGUGAGCCAGCUGAGCAGACACUUUAACAUCCGGCCCUUUUCCCUACGGAAACCCACUCCGGACUGA
Molecule: messenger RNA, 1266 nt
Organism: Cinclus cinclus
Lineage: Eukaryota; Metazoa; Chordata; Aves; Passeriformes; Cinclidae
Gene: SELENOI
Product: selenoprotein I
Exons: 10
Coding region: 115-1266 (383 amino acids)
Biological process (GO): phosphatidylethanolamine biosynthetic process
Cellular component (GO): Golgi apparatus; endoplasmic reticulum membrane
Molecular function (GO): ethanolaminephosphotransferase activity
Source: RefSeq, a predicted model, not a curated record